Epinephelus fuscoguttatus (brown-marbled grouper) is the source of this 1356-nucleotide messenger RNA. Its product is annotated as rho-related GTP-binding protein RhoV-like. Bases 573 to 1241 code for a protein of 222 amino acids. Gene Ontology annotation, biological process: small GTPase-mediated signal transduction. The transcript is spliced from 3 exons. Gene Ontology annotation, molecular function: GTPase activity; GTP binding. NCBI's taxonomy places the organism in Eukaryota, Metazoa, Chordata, Actinopteri, Perciformes, Serranidae. The record is from RefSeq and is a predicted model, not a curated record.
ACGGCAUUUUAUAUCGUGCAGCCAAUUUCGUGUACAGUUAUAUUUAAUACCACUAGCAAGCAAGCAUAGGCCUAUCAUGAGAUUUUUUAAUGUGACAAAAUGUCAUUUACACAACAUCACAGAGGCACAUGGAAAUGAAAUGACAAUGCAAGUGAUAUUUUACUGAAAACACUGUAUGUAUCCCCAAAUAUGUGGUAGAUUUUGUUAAAGUUUCCAGACCAAAAUGGACCAUAGUUGAAGAAUGACAUACGUUUACAUAUCUAUACAAAAUAGAUCGCACUACCACCAUAUCAUGAAGCAUUCAAGGUGACAUCAGCUGACUUUGAGCAGCGGUCAGGCCCGUCUUAGUGGGAGUGACUAUGUAAAUCAGCAUCAAAGGGACACAGACUAAAUGCUGGGGCAUCCCUCAUCUGAUUGGGCGCCUUUGUUCUUUCAAAUCGAGGUGUCCUCUCUCCUUUAUUGGCACCAACGGGCCCCUGAGGGGGACAAGACAUGUUUUACAGUAACACUGUCCUCCAUGCUGCAUGGACUGUUACACUGCUGGCAUGAUGGAGUGACACUGUAAAGGAAAGAUGGCCUGUCAGAGACAUGAUAAACCAAACAGACUGAAGGAAGAGCUGAGCUGCAUGCUGGUUGGUGAUGGAGCUGUGGGAAAGACCAGCAUGAUCAUCAGCUACAUCUUCAAUGGAUACAACAGCGAGUACAGACAAACAGCGUUUGAUGUUUUCACUGGUUUGGUUCAUGUGAGUGGAAUUCCAGCUCGAAUCAAGCUGAUAGAUACUGCUGGACAGGAGGAGUUUGGUCACCUUCGCUCUCUGUGCUAUGCCCACGUGGACGUCUUCAUCCUCUGCUUCAGCCUGGUCAACCCCGUCUCCUUUGAGAACAUCACCUCUAAAUGGAUCCCACAGAUCAGAGCCGGCAACCCGACCUCUCCCAUCGUCCUGGUUGGAACUCAGUCAGACCUUUGCCACAAUGUGGACGUCCUCAUUCAUCUGGACGAGCGCAACACCAAACCAGUGCACUUCAGGCGGGCCAGAAGGCUAUCACGCAGGAUCAGAGCUCAUGGCUACGUGGAGUGUUCAGCUCUGACACAGCACAACCUCAAAGAUGUGUUUGACUGUGCUAUAUUUGCUGCCAUCAAGCACAAGAGCACUGGCACCAAAUCUAAAAAGCUCAGCCUGCUCAAGCGUUUGAAGACUUUUUGUGAUUGUGGAUGGAAGAAAAUCUCCAGAUUCAUCUGAUGUGGAACCAAAGAGUGGAUUAACUGUUGCUACUGUGAUUAGUGGAGGCAGUUUUUGGGGGAUUCUUAUGACAAAUCAUGCAUUUAUAUCAAACUAUUUCUCCGCAGAAUAUGAA